GGUGGGCUAAUGGCGCAACAGCUACAUCCCAACCCACGCCAUGGCCGCCCUCUAUAUAAGCAGCGGAGCCCUGCGAGCCUCCUCACCAGCCGAGCGAUCGCAGAGCUCAGAGCACUCGCCUACACACCGGCAAUGGCGGCCCGGCUCGUCGUCGCGUUCCUCGCCGUGUCCUCUGGCUUCUUGGCCGUGUCGGGCCAGAAGUUCAACGCCAUCUUCAGCUUCGGCGACUCCAUGUCCGACACCGGCAACCUCUGCGUGAACGGCCCUCCCGCCGGCCUGACGCUCACCCAGCCGCCCUACGGCGAGACCUUCUUCGGCCGCGCCACCUGCCGCUGCUCCGACGGCCGCCUCGUCGUCGACUUCCUCGCCGAGAAGUACGGGCUGCCGCUGCUGAAGCCGUCGAAGCAGGGCGGCGCCGACUUCAAGAAGGGCGCGAACAUGGCGAUCAUCGGCGCGACGACCAUGGACUCGAACUUCUUCCAGUCGCUGGGCAUCGCCGACAAGAUCUGGAACAACGGGCCCCUCAACACCCAGAUCCAGUGGUUCAAGCAGCUGAUGCCCUCCAUCUGCGGCUCCACACAGGCCUGCAAGUCGUACCUGUCCAAGUCCCUGUUCGUGCUCGGCGAGUUCGGCGGCAACGACUACAACGCCCAGAUCUUCGGCGGCUACUCCCCGGAGCAGGCGAGCGGGCAGAGCGGCACCAUCGUGGACGCCAUCGGCAAGGGCGUGGAGCAGCUCAUCGCCCUGGGCGCCACGUACGUGGUGGUCCCGGGCGUCCUCCCCGUGGGGUGCUUCCCCAUCUACCUGACGCUGUACCAGACCUCCAACGCCGGCGACUACGACCAGUACGGCUGCCUGAAGCGCUUCAACGCGCUGUCCGCCCGCCACAACCAGCUGCUCCAGAGCAAGGUGUCGAGCCUGCAGGGCAGGUACCCCGGCGCCCGGAUCAUGUACGCCGACUUCUACAGCCACGUCUACGACAUGGUCCGGAGCCCCGGCAGCUACGGGUUCAGCACGAACCUGAGGGCCUGCUGCGGCGCCGGCGGCGGCAAGUACAACUACCAGAACGGCGCGCGGUGCGGGAUGGCCGGCGCGUCGGCGUGCGGCAACCCGGCGUCGUCGCUGAGCUGGGACGGCAUCCACCUGACGGAGGCGGCGUACAAGAAGAUCGCCGACGGGUGGGUCAGCGGGGCCUACUGCCACCCGGCCAUCGGGGCCUAGACGGGAGCUCCAGAGGAACCAAGGGCUGGCUGGCUGGCUGGUUUGGUGGAUGGCUCAUUGGCUCCUCAAGUUAGGGGAGGGGGAUCGGAUGAUUAAUUGUUUGGUUUCUCUAGCUGGAAAACAAGAAGAUGAUCUGGGAGAAUAAUCAAUGAAGCAUAAUUUUCUUGCGUUCAUCAUGUGACAGCGAUGCCAAGACCACUUGCGUAGUGUGCUAUUAGGAGGCUGUUUACGUUGUUGGAUUUUAUUUCUAAAUUCGGCUGGAAUUCGGGACAUGACAUGCACAAAUCGUACUAAAAUCAUCCUCA
Messenger RNA from Panicum hallii, 1526 nucleotides. RefSeq names its product GDSL esterase/lipase At5g45910-like. The record is from RefSeq and is a predicted model, not a curated record. The transcript has 3 exons. Bases 10 to 1221 code for a protein of 403 amino acids. Gene Ontology annotation, molecular function: hydrolase activity, acting on ester bonds. Lineage: Eukaryota; Viridiplantae; Streptophyta; Magnoliopsida; Poales; Poaceae.